CCGAGAACCAAAACAUUAACUCGAAUAAAUAUGUGUAUUAGUAGCGGGUUAAUAAUAAAAAUCGCAACAAAAAGCUUCCGCAUCAGAUCCCUUGGCUCCAGAAGCAUAGCCGCCGCCCUACCAGCAGCAGAGCCACCGCCCUACCAGCAGCAGAGCCACCGCCCUUCCAGAAGCAGAGUCGCCGCCCUCCCAGCAAGCCGCCGAUGCCCCAAAUCUAGUCUCCGUUGCACCUGCCUCCUCCGCGUCGCACCCCUCUGCCUCGCAACUUCAAAACUGCCUCCUCAUCCGCGUCGCACCCCUCCGCCUGGCACCUUCAACUGCCUCCUCCUCCGCCUCCCCCUGCUCAUAGCCGCCACCUCUUGACUUUUGGAAGGUUUUACCCUCUGCAAAACAGACGACUUUAACUUCCAAGCGCAGGGUCUAGUUGAUUUACAAUGGCUAAGAAGCGAGCUAGGCUGACGAACCCGGAGCCAUUUCUUAAUGGAGCAGAUUCAAAUUCAAUAGCCUCUACCAGCAAACGCUCAAAAGCUCCCAAAUCUCAUCAGGAACAACAAAAGGUUAUAUCUUCUGGUAUGAGCUCCAAGAUACUUAAGGAGGCUUUGAUUCAGCAAAAGGAAAUUGAAGAGGAAGAGGCUCGGGAAGGAAACCAUAAUGGUUUAGUUAUAACAGAAGAACCUGUAGAUGAGAUUGAGAACAAUGGUGAUGAUGAUUUAGACAAUUUUUUAGGGUUUUCUGAAACCCAGAGUCAGUAUGUUGACAUUGAGGACAAGGUCGAUGAAGAAGAGGAGAGGUUACUGGAGGCCUUUUUAUCAACAAAUGAGCGUCCCCAGAGGACUCUGGCUGACGUUGUUAUUCAGAAGCUAAAAGAAAAGGAUGCCCAAGCUUCUAUGGAAUUGCAACUGAUGCCCAAGUUGGAUAACUCCAUUAUUGAGUUGUACAAAGGGGUUGGCAAACUUCUUAGCAAAUACACAUUGGGGAAAAUUCCAAAAGCUUUCAAACACGUACCUUCAUUGAAGUACUGGGAAGAUGUCUUAUAUUUGACUGAACCAGAUAAGUGGUCACCAAAUGCUAUGUACCAAGCCACACGAAUGUUCGCUUCAAAUAUGGGAACCAAAAAGGCAGAACGUUUUUACAAGCUUGUCCUGCUUCCUCGCGUUAGGGAUGAUAUUAGAAAAAACAAGAGAUUGCAUUUUGCUCUGCAUCAGUCAUUGAAGAAAGCUCUUUUUAAACCGGCUGCCUUCAAUAAGGGAAUCCUGUUUCCGUUGUGUGAGUCACGAACUUGCACUAUAAGGGAGGCUGUGAUUGUUGGGAGUGUUAUUCAGAAGACAUCUUUUCCUCCCCUCCAUGCUAGUGUUGCACUACUGAAGCUUGCUCAAAUGGAAUACUAUGGCACAACAAGCUACUUGAUACAGGUAUUGAUCGAGAAGAAAUAUGCUUUGCCAUAUCGAGUACUCGACGCCAUGGUUGCCCAUUUCAUGAAAUUCUACACAGAGUCGAGGGUUAUGCCUGUAAUAUGGCACCUAUCACUUCUUUGCUUUGUGCGAAGAUACAAAGCUGAUUUACGGAAGGAGGAUAAAGCUAACAUAAUCAAUUUGGUGGAAAGACAAAGGCAUCAUAUGAUUACUACAGAUAUACUGCAGGAGUUGAAUCACAGUCGAAGUCGCGGGGAAAAGGAGGAUGAUCCUAUGCCAAUAACUAGUCCUGUUUCUGUUAUCACUAAAACGAUUAAAGAAGAUAUGUUUGAUAUCCCAGAAGUUCCUAUGGAAGAGGAUUAGAGUACAUUGUAGCGGCUUUGUGCUCUUUUCCGAUCAUGAUGGGUUGGCAUUUGAGUGGUUGAUCAGAAUGAAGUGUUGCUGCAUUUGAUAAUUUGACUGUUGUAUUUGCAGUGCAGUGUAUGAGCAAUUUUUUUCUCUACAAGAUCUGUGAUAGGUGAAUACUCCAUGAGUUUUGAUGUUUUUUUAAAGAAAAGUUUUGAUGUGUUUUAACAUUAGUAAAAUGUUAUUCCAGGCACUUGCCUCAAAACAGUCGAUGUGCCAAACUGCAAAUGUUUUCCUUUGACCGUGUGCACUUUAAAAAUAGUGGUUGCUGGAGUUGUUUUAGGAAUGUAUGGGCUUUGAC
Cuscuta europaea is the source of this 2118-nucleotide messenger RNA. Lineage: Eukaryota; Viridiplantae; Streptophyta; Magnoliopsida; Solanales; Convolvulaceae. The record is from the annotation of a GenBank genome assembly.